AAAGAAAGAAGCAAAGAGAUGUCGACGACGAACAGAUCAACAAAUAUUAUAUUGUUGACAACAUUUGUGAUUGCAUUGUUGUUAAUGUCAUCGAUGGUGGUGUUGGCAGGAAAGGAUUAUUAUGCAAUGUUGGGUGUCAGCCGAGACAGCUCACCAAGCGACAUCAAGAGAGCCUAUCGUAAACUGUCGUUGCAGUUCCAUCCAGACAAGAAUCCAGAGGCCGGCGAUAAAUAUGUCGAGCUGACACAAGCCUACGAAGUGCUUUCUGACGCUGACAAGCGUCGCAUCUACGAUCAGCACGGCGAGGAGGGUCUGAGUAGACAGCAGGGCGGCGGAGGCGGCGGCUUUG
Acytostelium subglobosum LB1 is the source of this 349-nucleotide messenger RNA. RefSeq lists its product as hypothetical. The record is from RefSeq and is a predicted model, not a curated record. The annotation marks the transcript as partial. Gene Ontology annotation, cellular component: endoplasmic reticulum. Gene Ontology annotation, molecular function: misfolded protein binding; protein-folding chaperone binding. Lineage: Eukaryota; Evosea; Eumycetozoa; Acytosteliales; Acytosteliaceae. The transcript has a single exon.